Messenger RNA from Trichoderma harzianum CBS 226.95, 1449 nucleotides. RefSeq lists its product as hypothetical. The transcript is spliced from 3 exons. NCBI's taxonomy places the organism in Eukaryota, Fungi, Ascomycota, Sordariomycetes, Hypocreales, Hypocreaceae. The record is from RefSeq and is a predicted model, not a curated record. Bases 57 to 1196 code for a protein of 379 amino acids. Gene Ontology annotation, molecular function: nucleic acid binding.
CAGAAUCAUACAAACACAGAAUCACGAGAGCUGCCGGCUCUUCAAAAGUCAACAAGAUGGGGCUGCUUGCUGAGUCAAAGUCGCGCAAGAGAAUCCAGAACGAUCCCAACAACACAAGAUGGACUCGCGACACCACCACCUUUGGUCAGAAGAUGCUGAGAUCGCAAGGCUGGGAGCCUGGCCAGUUCCUAGGCGCCAAGAACGCGGCGCACUCUGAGUACCACACCGCUGCGAAUGCGUCGUAUAUCCGAGUAUCUCUCAAAGACGACAUGAAGGGUCUCGGAUACAGCAAGUCGAAGGAGGACGAAGUGACCGGUCUCGACGUCUUCUCAGACCUGCUGAGUCGCCUCAAUGGAAAAUCCGAGGCUGAAGUGGAAGAAAAGAGGCAAGCCAGAUUGGAGGUGAAGAUGCACCAGUACGUGGAGCAGAAAUGGGGACCUAUGAGGUUCGUGCGAGGUGGCUUGUUGGUUGGCGACAACAUGCAAGAGGAGGAUGACAGCUCAGACGAAUCAGAAAGUUCUAUAGCGGCAGACGAGAAGAUACCCGCGGCUACCAAGGAGUCGGAGAAGGAGAAGUCCAAGAAGAGAAAGGCUGCGUCACUAAAAGAUGACGACGAAUUGUCUGCGGAUGAUGAAGACGAUGAGAAGAAGAAGAAGAAGAAGAAGCAGCGAAAGGAAGAGCGAAGGGCUAGAAAGCUCGCGAAAUCUGAUUCAAACCAAUCCAGCGAUUCAGAAAAGUCCAAGAAGAAGAAGGAGAAAAAGGAGAAAAAGGAGAAGAAAGAAAAGAAGAGGUCGAAGAAGGACAAGGCUCUGACUGAAGAGGAUGGCGACGAAGAUGCCAUGGAGUUGGAUGAUGCGCUGAAUAACGCAUCAUCAGCUUCAAACAGCGGCCCCGAAAAUUCAAAGAGCUCUAAGAAGGACAAAAAGGACAAAAAGGAGAAGAAAGAGAAGAAGGACAAGAAGGACAAGAAGGACAAGGACAAGAAGAAACGAAAGAAGAGCGACACAUCCGAUACGGAGAUGCCUGAUGCCUCGUCUGCCGUAGCAUCACGUUCAGGAACAGCUACUCCAAUUACCACGGGCACAUCAACACCCAGAGGCGGCUUUGUCACUCCUCGGUCCCGCUUUAUUGCCCAAAAGAGGGCUGCAUUCAUGGAUGCUCAGGCGUUGAAUCAGAUUUUCAUGGUGAAAGCGUAAUACACAAAAGUUCAAGCGCGGCGUUGAUUUUAUGAUGGGUCUUGCUACUUAUUCUCGUCUGCUCAAGGAGGCUCAAAUAGGAAUUCUAUACAGGGUUUAGACUAUAGAAGCUUCUGAUCAUUUUUGCGAAAAGAGCAUUACUGGCGUUGUACAAGCAGACAAUGGGCCAUUGGUUUGAAAUUUUGUAGUACCUUUUGAUGUUAUUUGCUGAAAUAAAAAAGCAUGAGAUUUCAACCGGCAUGUGAGACGUGAG